Messenger RNA from Syzygium oleosum, 639 nucleotides. Its product is annotated as 60S ribosomal protein L27. Bases 82 to 489 code for a protein of 135 amino acids. The record is from RefSeq and is a predicted model, not a curated record. The transcript has a single exon. Gene Ontology annotation, molecular function: structural constituent of ribosome. Lineage: Eukaryota; Viridiplantae; Streptophyta; Magnoliopsida; Myrtales; Myrtaceae. Gene Ontology annotation, biological process: translation. Gene Ontology annotation, cellular component: ribosome; cytosolic large ribosomal subunit.
GGCCGCGAACAGGAAACCCUAGCCUCCCCCCCUAAGAAGAGCGAAAAAACCCUCAAGCAGAGAUCUCCAAGAAGGCCGAAGAUGGUGAAGUUCCUCAAGCCCGGGAAGGCCGUGAUCGUGCUCCAGGGCCGCUACGCCGGCCGGAAGGCCGUCAUCAUCCGCAACUUCGACGACGGCACCCGGGACCGCCCGUACGGCCACUGCCUCGUCGCCGGGAUCAAGAAGUACCCCAGCAAGGUCAUCAAGAAGGACUCGGCCAAGAAGACCGCCAAGAAGUCCCGGGUCAAGACCUUCGUCAAGCUCGUCAACUACCGGCACCUCAUGCCCACCCGCUACACCCUCGACGUCGACCUCAAGGACGUCGUCACCCCGGACGUCCUCCAGAGCAAGGACAAGAAGGUCACCGCCGCCAAGGAGACCAAGAAGAGGCUCGAGGAUAGGUUCAAGACGGGGAAGAACAGGUGGUUCUUCACCAAGCUCAGGUUCUGAUCUUCGGUCCCGUUUGAGGAAUUGGGUGUCUGUGUUAGGUUGUUUUUGAUGUAUGGAUUGAGUGAAAAUGGUGGACCAUCUGGAUUUGAUUGUAGUGGUUUAUUUUGGAGCUUGAUCAUCUCUUUCAAAUUUUGAUAUCUGUUACUAUUA